Molecule: messenger RNA, 1347 nt
Organism: Clarias gariepinus (North African catfish)
Lineage: Eukaryota; Metazoa; Chordata; Actinopteri; Siluriformes; Clariidae
Product: D(1) dopamine receptor
Exons: 1
Coding region: 1-1347 (448 amino acids)
Biological process (GO): adenylate cyclase-activating adrenergic receptor signaling pathway
Cellular component (GO): membrane
Molecular function (GO): G protein-coupled receptor activity
Source: RefSeq, a predicted model, not a curated record
AUGACAAACUUUACAAAUGACACAGCAGUGGUGCGGGCGGACGAGGAUGACGAUGACGAUGAAGCGGAGAGUGGGCGGAGCGCAAGGGUCCUGCUUGGAUUCGUUCUGUUUGUGCUGAUCGUGUGGACGCUGCUGGGGAACACGCUGGUGUGUGCCGCUGUGGUAAAGUUCCGCCACCUACGUUCCAAAGUCACCAACUUCUUCGUGAUCUCGCUGGCCGUGUCAGACCUGUUCGUGGCUGUGCUAGUGAUGCCAUGGGAGGCGAUGUCAGCUGUGGCAGGGGCGUGGCUAUUUGGGCGUGUGUUCUGUGCUAUUUGGGUGGCAUUUGACAUCAUGUGCUCGACAGCAUCCAUCCUGAAUUUGUGCAUCAUUAGCGUAGAUCGAUACUGGGCCAUCGCGAGCCCGUUCCGCUAUGAACGCAAAAUGACACAGCGUGUAGCCUUCAUAAUGAUUGGUGUAGCCUGGACGCUGUCCGUACUCAUUUCCUUUAUCCCUGUGCAGCUCAACUGGCACGAGGCAGACGAGGAUGAAGACACUAACAUCCUUGGAGAGACAAACUUCAAUGCAAAUGUUAGCAAUGAUAAUUGUAAAGCUAACCUGAACCGUACGUAUGCUAUCUCAUCCUCACUAAUUAGCUUUUACAUCCCAGUGGUGAUCAUGAUUGCUACGUACACGCGGAUUUUCCGAAUUGCACAGACGCAGAUUAGACGGAUUUCCUCGUUGGAAAGAGCAGCAGGACACGAUGGGAGCGGAGAAAAUUCAAACCCGCUGAAAACGGCUUUCAAAAAAGAAACAAAGGUCCUGAAGACAUUGUCCGUCAUUAUGGGCGUGUUUGUGUGCUGCUGGCUGCCGUUUUUCGUGCUAAACUGCGUGGUGCCAUUCUGCCAAUGCGUCAGUGACACCACCUUUGCAGUCUUUGUCUGGUUUGGCUGGGCCAACUCCUCACUCAACCCUGUAAUCUACGCCUUCAAUGCUGACUUCCGCAAAGCUUUCUCCUCCAUCCUGGGCUGCCACAAACUGUUCCCCAGCACAACUGUCGAGGCCGUGAACUUCAGCAAUGAGCUUGUGUCUUACCAUCAUGACACGACGCUGCAGAAAGAAGCUCCGCCUCCAAUUCCUCCCAAAGAGGAAGAGCGUGCUCUGCGAGCUCGUAAGACUUCCUCUCUGAGCUCCUCCUCUUCCUGUGUCGGAGUGGGCGGAGUAUUUCGUGAUCACACGCAUGUGCUGCUACCUAGCGUGGGCCGGUGCGAGUGUGACGCAGAGAUCUCGCUGGACACCAUCACGCCAUUCACCUCCACCGCCAUGAUGGAGUGCGGCGGGAUCCCGGGACAGAUCAUCAACGAGUGA